AUGAGCAAUAGCGGCGGGUCAUCUCCAUUUCUAGAAAGUCCUAAAGGUUCACCUAGUAUGGACAAUAAGAGUAUGCACAAUGAUGGACAAGGUAACCGUCAGAUUCAAGCACUGCAAUUCAAAUUAAACACUUUACAAAAUGAAUAUGAGAUUGAAAAAUUACAGUUACAGAAGCAGACGAAUAUCCUGGAAAAGAAAUACAAGGCCACGAUUGGUGAAUUAGAGAAAUCAUUAAAUGAUACGAAAUAUCUGUAUGAUAGUAAUGCUAAAUUGGAAUACGAACUACAUGGUUUAAAGGAAAGCUUAAUUAAGUCUACAAGCGACAAGGACAAACUUAUACAGGAAUUACAAACAACUCUGCAAAACAAAGAUUUAAACAUGGAGAACUUAAAACAGGAAUACGAUUCCAAGCUAUCGAAAGUGACAAACCAAUGUGACCAUUUCAAGCUGGAAUCGGAAAGCUCACGUUCCCUUUUGAAGAAGUAUGAAAAUGAAAUAAAAAGACAAAGCGUAGAUAUCAAAGAUUUACAGCAUCACAUCAUGGAAAAGGACGAUGAAUUAUCCACGUUGAAAGCUUCAAAGAUGAUAAAUUCCCAUCCAAACUAUUCUACAGAAGAGUUCAAUGAGCUUACCGAAAUGAAUAAGAUUGUUCAAGACCAAGUUCAAUAUACCAAAGAAUUAGAAGUAGCGAACAUGCAACAGGCUAAUGAGCUGAAAAAAUUGAAACAGUCGCAAGAUUUCUCUACCUUUUGGAAACUAGAAAAUGAAAAAUUGCAAAAUAAGCUAAAGCAAUUCCACGUACUAGAAAGCCAAUUUGAAGAUUUACAAUUAGAAAACAUUGAUUUGAAAUCGAAAUUAACGAACUGGGAAAUUUAUAAUGAUAACGAUGAUAACGAUGAUGAUAAGGCUAAAAAUAAUCUGCAAAGUAAUCCCGAAGAGAUUAUUCGCGACUGGAAACUGACCAAAAAGGAAUGCUUAAUUUUGACAGACAAAAAUGAUAAACUAAGGCUAGAUAAUAACAACUUAAAACUUCUGAAUGAUGAAAUGGCUUUGGAGAGAAAUCAAAUAUUAGAUUUGAACAAUAAUUAUGAGAAUAGCAUAGUAAAUCUGAAGAGAUUAAACCACGAACUAGAACAACAAAAGAGCUUGUCCUUUGAAGAAUGUCGAUUAUUGCGAGAACAGUUAGAUGAUUUGUAUUCUGCACAGAAUAAUGUUUUGUCAGAAACAAAUGAUUGUAAAACUCAUAUUCCGGACGCGAAUUUAAACGAAGACAUGAACAAUUUAUUGGAUAAAUACAAAAAUAAAACUGAAGAUCUAACGAGUGAAUUAAAAAAAUUAAACGAUCAGUUGUUAUCAAAUUCCAAUGAUGUGGAAACUCAAAGGAAAAAGAGGAAGUUAACAAGCGAUCAAAUAGGCUUAAAUUAUUCUCAAAGACUUAACGAAUUGCAACUUGAAAAUGUAAACGUUUCGAGAGAACUAAGUAAAGCGGAAACUACUAUCCAUCUAUUAAAAAAAAAAUUAGAAAAAUUGACCAGUUUAAAGGAGAAAAGAAUUCGCAUAUUACAACUGCGCGAUGGUCCAUUCAUUAGUGAUCAAUUUGUCAAGAAGAAUAAACUACAUCUCUUACAGAAGGAAAAUUCAGACUUAUUGGAGCAACUGAAACAGAAAAACUCUACCAUCGAAACGAUACCAAUUUCUGUCUAUGAUUCAUUGAACUUCGAAUUGAAACAAAUUGAGCAAGAAACAUUCAAGUCAAAUAAGAGGUUUUCCAGGCUUAAGCAGGUCUUUAAUAAAAAAUCAUUAGAGUUUAUUGAUGUCGUGAAUUCAUUACUAGGUUUUAAAUUGGAAUUCCAGCAGGAUGGUCGAGUUAAGAUAUUUUCUUGUUUCAAACCUGAAAGACAUUUGAUUGCUGACUUAAACGAAAAUACUCUGAAAUCAAAUCUUGAUUCAGAUAUAGAAGGCUGGGAUGAUCUCAUGAAUUUAUGGGUUGAAGAUAGAGGUCAACUCCCCUGUUUUUUAGCAACUAUAACAUUGCGCCUUUGGGAACAACAACAGACCAAAUAA
Messenger RNA from Saccharomyces eubayanus, 2064 nucleotides. It is a transcript of the gene MAD1, whose product is annotated as coiled-coil domain-containing protein MAD1. NCBI's taxonomy places the organism in Eukaryota, Fungi, Ascomycota, Saccharomycetes, Saccharomycetales, Saccharomycetaceae. The transcript has a single exon. The record is from RefSeq and is a predicted model, not a curated record. Gene Ontology annotation, biological process: attachment of mitotic spindle microtubules to kinetochore; mitotic spindle assembly checkpoint signaling. Gene Ontology annotation, cellular component: mitotic spindle; nuclear envelope; kinetochore. Bases 1 to 2064 code for a protein of 687 amino acids.